CCAGGGCCCGGCUGGACGCUCCCCGCGGGUGGCUCGGCAGGUGUGGGACGCGUGGGAGCUGGGCGCGCACGGCUACCGCGCGUGGAGGAGGCACGGCCCUGCGGCGAUGGGGGCCAGGGGCGCUCCUUCACGCCGGAGACCCGCGGGCCGGCGCCUGCGCUACCUGCCCGCCGGGAGCUUCCCCUUUCUGCUGCUGCUGCUGCUACUCUGCAUCCAGCUCGGGGGAGGCCAGAAGAAAAAAGAGAAUCUUUUGGCUGAAAAAGUAGAACAGCUGAUGGAAUGGAGUUCCAGGCGCUCAAUCUUCCGAAUGAAUGGUGAUAAAUUCCGAAAAUUUAUAAAGGCACCACCUCGGAACUAUUCCAUGAUUGUUAUGUUCACUGCUCUUCAGCCUCAGCGGCAGUGUUCUGUUUGCAGGCAAGCUAAUGAAGAAUAUCAAAUACUGGCUAACUCCUGGCGCUAUUCGUCUGCUUUUUGUAACAAACUGUUUUUCAGUAUGGUGGACUAUGAUGAGGGAACAGAUGUUUUUCAGCAGCUCAAUAUGAACUCUGCUCCUACAUUCAUGCAUUUUCCACCGAAAGGGAGACCCAAGAGAGCUGAUACUUUUGACCUUCAAAGGAUUGGAUUUGCGGCUGAACAGCUAGCAAAAUGGAUUGCAGACAGAACGGAUGUUCAUAUUCGGGUUUUCAGACCCCCCAACUAUUCUGGCACCAUUGCUUUGGCCUUGUUAGUGUCACUUGUUGGUGGUUUGCUCUACUUAAGAAGGAACAACUUGGAAUUCAUCUACAACAAGACUGGUUGGGCCAUGGUAUCUCUGUGUAUUGUCUUUGCUAUGACAUCUGGCCAGAUGUGGAAUCAUAUCCGUGGACCUCCAUAUGCUCACAAGAACCCACACAAUGGACAAGUGAGCUACAUUCAUGGGAGCAGCCAGGCUCAGUUCGUGGCAGAAUCACACAUUAUACUGGUCCUGAAUGCAGCUAUCACCAUGGGGAUGGUUCUUCUAAAUGAAGCUGCAACUUCCAAAGGUGAUGUUGGAAAAAGACGGAUAAUUUGCCUAGUGGGAUUAGGCCUGGUGGUCUUCUUCUUCAGUUUCCUACUUUCAAUAUUUCGCUCCAAGUACCAUGGCUAUCCUUAUAGUGAUCUGGACUUUGAGUGAGAAGAUGUGAUUUGGACCAUGGCACUUAAAAACUCUGUAACUUCAGCUUUUUAAUUAAAUGAAGCCAAGUGGGAUUUGCAUAAAGUGAAUAUUUACCAUGAAGAUACUGUUCCUGACAUACCAUUUUGAAUUCUUGGUUCUUUUUGGGUUUUUUGGGUUUUUUUGUUCCUUGUGAUAAGCUAGUUUAUUCUUGUAUACAUUUUUUAAACUGUGGGUUUUCUUAGUCAGUUUAAUUUAUAGAAAUGGAUAGUAACAUUCAGUAAUCUGCGAAGGAAACAUCAAAAUGUUUUUUCAAGCAUACUAUAUUCAGUGUAUGCCAUAGGAUUGGAAUAAAUGAUAAUGUAACUGUGAAUUCAUGUUUAGAAUUGUUCACUCAUUAGUAAAGGAGACCACAAUGUUAGUAAAGGAAACCUAUGGAAUGUAUGUUAAAGAAUAAUUAGUAUUGUACAGGGGUAAGGCGUAUGCAUGAAAAUAUGUCAUGUAUGGGAAAUUAUACUUACUGCAGUUCAGUUAUAAAGGACAUGUACUGUUACAAAUAGCGUUUUGUUCUUAUUGAUCCUAACUAGAUCAAGUUGUGUAGGACAAAUUGCUGGAUGAAUGAUGCCUGUGAUGUGGGUACCUCACCUAGAAAAAGAAAAAGUCUUCCUGGGUCCAGUGUGAGGCAGAUGCGCACUUACCCAACAUGCCUUCACAGCGUUAGACAGUGGAAGCCGCACACGACAGCUGUGGGUCAGGACUGUCAUGAUUGGAGGUGUCAUCUCAGUCUGUAGACUCCGAACAGCAAACCUAACACGCUGUGGCUAUUUUCCUUUAUUUCUGGAAA
Molecule: messenger RNA, 1976 nt
Organism: Octodon degus (degu)
Lineage: Eukaryota; Metazoa; Chordata; Mammalia; Rodentia; Octodontidae
Gene: Tusc3
Product: tumor suppressor candidate 3
Exons: 11
Coding region: 107-1153 (348 amino acids)
Cellular component (GO): oligosaccharyltransferase complex
Source: RefSeq, a predicted model, not a curated record